AGUAUUCGUCUUUUUUUUCGAGGGUGAGUAGCCGGGUUGUUAACCCUAAGGUGUGUCUCUUCCGCGCCGUCUCGUUCAUCUCCAAAGCGGUGCCCUCUCGGCCUCUCCCCCCUAUCAGCUCUCAACUCGCUCUCCUCGGUGGGCGCCUCCCGAACUUGCGAAAGAGAUGCUCCACUUGCGGCGGAUUCUGUACCUUAGCUCCCUAUCUGCUUAUGAAUCCUUCUUGAUGGCAAGGAGUAUUGCACUACAUGGCCAAAUGAAUCGGCCCAGCCACCUCGGCAAUGCCUUUUUCUGCACCUUCAGUAAUCCUCUGGGGGAACAAGUUGGCAUCACUAAAGGGAAGGAUAGAGCAGAAAUGAGGAAGGAAACCAAGAAGGUCAAUGUAACAUCGGCCACCAUCAUUACAAAUAGUAGCCAUCGCGAUGGGUCUAUAUACAAAAACUCGUUUCUCGACGUAUGUCAUGUCAAAAACCGUGCUGAGACACAAUUGGAGCCAAUGAGGUUAUCGGACCCUGCUAAUUGCUAUCCUGACCAGAAAAGGUGUCGUGUGCAUUUUGAAUGUGACAUGAUGCAAAUUUUCUUACUAAAAUUGGCUAUAGUUCCUAUGAGCACAAGCUCAGUGCAAUUAUAUGGAUAUAUAGCAGCACGUGAUUAUCUGGAUUUAUCGCUUAAUUAUAUUGUCAAUCGUAGCAGGGACAACCCCCUUACGGUGCGACAGGGUUCCCUCAUUGAGAUGACUGGCCCUAAGAGGGGCAUCACAAUGACCAGCGCUGUUCUAGUUGAGUAUGACAUGAGGAUCAUGAAAGGAGAGCAAGAAGAAGAUGAUCUACAACUAAUUGACGGUGCAACAGACUUCUGCGAAGUAACCACACCUUCUUGUCCAUCCACGUAUCGUAUUAAUGGCGAUUGUGGUGCGGUUGACAUCACAUUAGCAUGCGUUGUCAAUGCAGUGGAGGCCACAAUAGAUGUUAUUGUAUCAGAAGUGCAGGGUGGAUUCAGUUUAUCUCUCAGUUCAUUUGUGUUUGUCGGUGGGUCACGUCAUGGAAUUGAGCUUUUUUGUGAUGAUGUUGGCGAGUCAUGUGUCUUAACAAGAAGAUAUGUGAUGGCCGUAGAGAUGGAUAGUUGGAUGCAGUUGAAACUCAAGGUAGGUCAGAAAGGUUCUAAAUAUGAUGACCUGGAACGUUAUUGUCGCUUCAAAGCACACAUCCAUGGAUACGCACGUCGACAAAUACAGCUUGAGCAUGCCUCUAUCUGGCUGAAGGUGACUUGGUCGGCUAUGCCAUAAAGUUGUCUUGUUUCAUAUUCGAAUUUUUGUUUCAUUA
Molecule: messenger RNA, 1322 nt
Organism: Triticum aestivum (bread wheat)
Lineage: Eukaryota; Viridiplantae; Streptophyta; Magnoliopsida; Poales; Poaceae
Exons: 4
Coding region: 167-1285 (372 amino acids)
Source: RefSeq, a predicted model, not a curated record